GAAGACCGAGCCACGUGGAAGUCCAACUACUUCCUCAAGAUCAUCCAACUCUUGGAUGAUUAUCCGAAAUGCUUUGUUGUGGGAGCAGACAAUGUUGGCUCCAAGCAGAUGCAGCAAAUCCGCAUGUCCCUGCGCGGAAAGGCUGUGGUCCUCAUGGGGAAGAACACGAUGAUGCGCAAGGCCAUCCGAGGGCAUCUGGAAAACAACCCCGCGUUGGAGAAGCUGCUGCCUCAUAUCCGAGGGAAUGUGGGCUUCGUGUUCACCAAGGAGGAUCUGACAGAAAUCAGAGACAUGCUGUUAGCGAACAAGGUACCAGCUGCUGCUCGGGCGGGGGCCAUCGCUCCCUGCGAUGUUAUCGUGCCAGCUCAGAACACUGGGCUGGGCCCCGAGAAGACCUCCUUUUUCCAGGCUUUGGGUAUCACCACCAAAAUCUCCAGAGGCACCAUUGAAAUUCUGAGUGAUGUGCAGUUGAUCAAGACUGGCGAUAAAGUGGGUGCCAGCGAAGCCACCUUGCUGAACAUGCUGAACAUCUCGCCCUUCUCCUUUGGGCUCAUCAUCCAGCAGGUGUUUGACAACGGAAGCAUUUACAACCCGGAGGUUUUGGACAUUACAGAGGAAACUCUGCAUGGACGCUUCCUGGAGGGGGUCCGUAACGUAGCCAGCGUUUGCCUCCAGAUCGGCUACCCAACGGUUGCCUCUGUGCCCCACUCCAUCAUCAAUGGGUACAAGCGAGUCCUGGCUGUGGCGGUGGAGACCGACUACUCUUUCCCAUUGGCUGAGAAGGUGAAGGCCUUCCUGGCUGAUCCGUCAGCGUUUCUGGCUGCCGCCCCAGCAGCAAGCACAGAAGCUGCUCCUGCUGCAGCCGCCCCGGCCAAAGAGGAGGCGAAGGAAGAAUCCGAGGAGUCUGAUGAAGACAUGGGUUUCGGGCUCUUUGACUGA
Messenger RNA from Ailuropoda melanoleuca (giant panda), 939 nucleotides. Its product is annotated as 60S acidic ribosomal protein P0-like. Gene Ontology annotation, cellular component: cytosolic large ribosomal subunit. Lineage: Eukaryota; Metazoa; Chordata; Mammalia; Carnivora; Ursidae. The record is from RefSeq and is a predicted model, not a curated record. Gene Ontology annotation, molecular function: structural constituent of ribosome; large ribosomal subunit rRNA binding. The annotation marks the transcript as partial. The transcript has a single exon. Gene Ontology annotation, biological process: cytoplasmic translation; ribosomal large subunit assembly; ribosome biogenesis.